AUGGCAGAUUGGGAUGUUGUCGAGGGAGUUGCCAAAAAGAGCAGAGCCGCUACAGAGGGAAGAUGUGAAAGCGAGAAUCCCAAGUGUGUGCCGAGUUUUGGAAUACAUCCUUGGUAUUGUCAUCUCUACUCUACGGAGGAAGAGGAAAGAGGGGAAGACAAGGAAGCACACUACCAAGCAGUACUGUCGUCGAAGGAUUCGCCUGAUUUUGAGCCUACUGUUGAAGGCCUGCCAUCACCAAUACCGGCUACGACGUGGCUGCCCGCUCUACGCGAGCGGAUAUCCGCACAACUCGCCUCCAACCAUCCCGUUCUGCUCGGCGAAGUAGGACUCGAUGCAUCGGCCAAAUUGCUCCCUGCUGGUGUUGAACAUUGGUCGGGCACUGCGCGCACAAGUUUGAAGACGAACAUGGCACAUCAGGUAGAGAUGCUGUCCAAGCAACUGGAUUUGGCCGAGGAAUUGGGGGUGGGCGUGAGUUUGCAUUGCGUGAACGCGUGGGGUCCGUUACAGGCCUUGUUACAAGAAAAGGUGAAGAAGUGGAAAGCUGGUCGAGGCAAAGGCGAAGAGAAGAAACCAGUUAGGGUAUGCGUACACUCGUUUCUUGGAUCCGUCGAGUCGCUCAAGGUUCUUCUGCGGCUCCCGGCGAAUGUGAUUGAAAUUUACAUUUCGUUCUCAGAGACGCUGUCGGCGAGAAGUCCGAGGAUUGAUGACUUGAUUCAGGCAACACCGAAGGACAGAUUGUUGGUUGAGACGGAUAUGGACAGUGCGAGGGGGAUGGAUGCGUGGUUGAACAAGAUUCUGGAGCGUGUUGGAAGGGUAUGGGAUAUGGAAGUGAAGGAAGUGGUGCUGGGCACCGAGGCGAACUGGAAGAGCUUUGCGAAUUGGAGAAUGCGCGAGAGAAGAUGUAGAAGGACGUUUUGA
Saitoella complicata NRRL Y-17804 is the source of this 921-nucleotide messenger RNA. Its product is annotated as Metallo-dependent hydrolase. Gene Ontology annotation, molecular function: hydrolase activity, acting on ester bonds. The coding region runs from base 1 to 921 and encodes 306 amino acids. Lineage: Eukaryota; Fungi; Ascomycota; Saitoellomycetes; Saitoellales; Saitoellaceae. The transcript has a single exon. The record is from RefSeq and is a predicted model, not a curated record.